Messenger RNA from Amblyraja radiata (thorny skate), 1101 nucleotides. RefSeq names its product ring finger protein 113A (gene rnf113a). Gene Ontology annotation, cellular component: U2-type spliceosomal complex. The transcript is spliced from 10 exons. The coding region runs from base 52 to 1026 and encodes 324 amino acids. The record is from RefSeq and is a predicted model, not a curated record. Gene Ontology annotation, biological process: snoRNA splicing. Gene Ontology annotation, molecular function: metal ion binding. NCBI's taxonomy places the organism in Eukaryota, Metazoa, Chordata, Chondrichthyes, Rajiformes, Rajidae.
CAGGGGCCGCUGUGGCGGGCGACCCGCGCUGAGCGCCGGGUAGCGGACAAGAUGGCGGAGUCCGGGCAGGCUCCCGUUUGCAGCUUCCUGUUUAAAAAAUCAGCGAAAAAAUGUAAAGGAAGAAAACGAAGAGCGGACGACGAGAAAGAUAGCAGUGGAGAUGACGAAGGAAACACAGUGGUGCGGAGAGAAAAGAGAAAGACUGUGUCAAAUCCUAUGAUACAGAAGACUGCGAAACCAGCAGCACCAAAGGAGCAGUACAGUGACACUGACAGUGAUGGACCCGAGAAAAUCACCGUCUCCUACAAAUCCACGCGAUCAGCGAAAGCUGUGGGGCCAGAAGACAUGGGAGCAACAGCUGUCUAUCAGUUGGACACGGAGAAAGAUAAAGAUAUGCAAGCUAUCUUCGAACGAAGCCAGAAGGUCCAAGAGGAACUGAAAGGGAAAGAUGACGAGAAACUCUAUCGCGGUAUAAACAACUAUAUCAAAUAUAUCAAACCCAAGGACACGUCCAUGGCAAAUGCAGCUUCGGGAAUGGUAAGGAAAGGACCCAUCCGAGCACCUGAACAUCUCCGAGCAACAGUGCGGUGGGAUUACCAGCCUGACAUCUGUAAAGAUUACAAAGAGACAGGCUUCUGUGGGUUUGGAGACAGCUGUAAGUUCCUGCACGACCGCUCAGACUACAAGCAUGGCUGGCAGAUAGAACGAGAGCUGGAUGAAGGCCGUUACAGUGUAAAUGAUGACGAGAACUAUGAAGUGAGCAGUGAUGAGGAUGCCAUGCCCUUUAAAUGUUUUAUCUGCAGGACCUCAUUUACCAACCCAGUGAUGACUAAGUGCAAGCACUAUUUCUGUGAAAAUUGCGCUUUGCAGCAUUACCGUAAAUCUAAACGCUGUUAUGUGUGUAACGAGCAGACCAAUGGAGUCUUUAAUCCAGCCAAAGAACUCAUGGCAAAAAUGAAAAAGCACGAAGCUGAGAGCAUGGCAGAACAUUCCCACGAAGCAUCCGAAGUGGAGCAUACGGAGUAACACCGUCCACCGCUCUGCACAGUAUAGACCAUGCUUCAAAUUUUGGUCAGCAAAAUAAACUUGUUUUACAAAUAA